Chlamydomonas reinhardtii is the source of this 3669-nucleotide messenger RNA. RefSeq lists its product as uncharacterized. Bases 173 to 3058 code for a protein of 961 amino acids. NCBI's taxonomy places the organism in Eukaryota, Viridiplantae, Chlorophyta, Chlorophyceae, Chlamydomonadales, Chlamydomonadaceae. The transcript has 3 exons. Gene Ontology annotation, molecular function: acyltransferase activity, transferring groups other than amino-acyl groups. The record is from RefSeq and is a predicted model, not a curated record.
GUGGACCAGCACCACUGCAUUGCCCUAUGUGUGUAUGACCUUAUGGAUAUGCAAUUGUGCGUCACCUUGGCAUUUUAGAGUGCGCGGGCCUGUGCGCGGGCUGAGCUCCCCUUGCUCUACGCAAAUGACAAAGUCUAGAUCGUCUUGUUCAGUAUGAAGAAAGAUUCUGCUGAUGGCAACAGCGCAGGCCGAGCGGCGCCUUCGCCUCGCGGCGACGAGGUCCCUGCUCUAUAGCCUGCCAAUUAACGAGCUGUUUGAGCUCCCUGGGCGGCCGCACGUCGUCUAUCAGCUCCGCAGCUAUGCUAAUACUAGCAAUCCGGAAGAAGCUGCAUUGGCAGCUCGCAGUGACUCGCCCUUCCUCUUCAAGGCGUUCGAGACGGGGCAAAUCGGCCCCAAGCGCCUUGCUCGCAUCCAUGGCGGCAAGCCGCGGGUCCACACCAUUCAUGAAUACCUAGAUUGGACGGUUACAGCCCAGGCGGCCGAGGGUGACGACGAUCUGGACUUCGGCGGCUUCCGCGUGCUGGUGAUUCUGCCUCGGUACCGCAGCGGCUGGCCCCCGCCGGGCGGGGACGUCACGGCGGCGGAGGAGCUGCGCAAGCCCAGCGUCAUGGGAGCCCCAAAGAGCCCCAUACCCGUACUCCAGUCGCACGGAAAACCCGUUACAGCUGCGACCAUCCGCUCCGGACCGGGCUACCUAGAAAUUCCCUUCGUGGCCACGCACGAGAACAAGCGCGGGCGGGGCUACUGCAGGUGUCUGGUGGAGGCCGUUGAAGAGAUCGCUCGGACGCUGGGGCUGAAGCGCCUCAUGCUGUGCAGUACCAACGACGCGUCGGUGCAGUCCACGUGGAAGCACCUGGGCUUCCACUACUGCCCGGACGAGCAGAUGGAGGAGUGGGACAUCCUGCACACCGACAUGGUGUACCUGCAGAACACUACGCAGAUGCAGAAGGACGUGCCGGCGCCGCGCCGCUUUAAGCCGGUGAUAAUCAAGCAUGAGGACUUCAAGCAGCGCAGCUACGCGUUCGUGGGCUUCAAGCGCGCGCUGCCGCCCGCGCGGCGCCACCCACCGGCCAAGCGCGUCAGCAGCAAGGCGCCGCCCAAGAAGGCACCGGCCAACAGUGAGGUCAGCGAGCGCAGCGAAUGCAGCAAGGACGACUCCCUGUCCGUAGCGGCGCGCACCGACCCCAUCGGCGCCGGGCUGCUGCCCAACGGCGGCGGCGGCGCCAGCAGCUCCAUGGUCGGCCGCGGCUCGCACGUCGGCGCGUCGCCACUGGGCAUCGGCGCCGCCGGCACCACGCCACUUGGCGGGCGAUUGCCCGGCGGCGAUGAGCCGCUGAUGGGCGGCGUGGCGGCGGGUGGGCUGCUGCACCCGCGUGACGACCUGCUGAUGGCGGGUGGCGGGCCGCCCACACCGCAGCCCGCAGACGGCGAGCCGCUGCGGCCGCUGCACAUGCACAUGCCGGGCGACGGGCCCGGCACCUCGCACUCGGCACUGGGGCGGCCGGGCAUGGAUGGGCAGCUGCACAUGGGCAUGCUGCCGCCGCCGGGCGAUCAGGGUUUGGGCUUGUGCGGGCCGGGCGGCCCCGGGCGGCUGCUGUGGCCUAACAACGGGCAACUUGGGUCGGAGGGGCUCGGACCAGGGCCGCCGCCAUUGGGGGCGGGCGCUGGGCCAGGCAGCAUGGGUGGCAACUUCGGCUGGCAGGGCAUGGCUGGCGGUGGCGUUGAUAACCUCUUGCAGCCGCAGCAGCAGCUCAGUUUGCAGCCGCUUCCCAUGCAAGGCGGAAGCAGCAUGGGCGGCGGCAUGGGCGGCGGCAUGGGUGGCGUCAUGGGUGGCAGCUUGGGCGGCGGCAUGGGCAGCAGCUUCGAGAGCUCCGGGGUGAUGCGGCAGGGGCUAUCACCGUCGCUGCAGCCCAACCCCGGCAACAUGCAACUCAGCAUGCAGGGCAUGGGUCAAGCGCCGAUGCUGCAGGGCAGUCCGCAGCCCGGGAGGCUCCAGCACAGCUCGCAGACUGGCAUGAUCCAGGGUAGCCCGCAGCUAGGAAUGAUCCCGACUGGGCCGCACCCCAAUCUGCUGCAGGGUAGCCCGCAGCCAGGGCUGUUGCAGCCCGGCAGCAACCAGCAGCGCGGGUUGCAGGGCGGGCAGAUGCAGGGCGGGCAGAUGCAGGGCGGCAUGCUGUCACUGCAGCCCGGCCCGCACGGCCAGUUCCAGAAUCGGCCGCUUAGCAACAUGCAGGGCGGCCUUUCGCCCAGCUUGCAGCAGCAACACCAGCACCAGCCCAACAUGAUGCUCAGCGGGCAGGGCGGCAUGCCACUCAGCCUGCAGGGUGGUCCGCUGCAGGGCAUGCACGGCUUGCAGCCGGGCGGGCAGGGUAUGCCGCUCACGCUGCAGGGCGGCGGGGGCCCCAUGACCAUGCAGGGCGGGCAGCAGCCAGGCGGCCAGCUCACGCUGCCAGGCAUGCAGCAGCAGGGGAUGCAAGUGGGUAUGCAGCAGCAGAACAUGGGAAGCAGCCUCAUGGCUGGCAGGCCCAUGGGCAUGCAGCCGGCCGCCACCGCAUCCAAUCUGCCGCACAUUAUGCAGCCGGGGAGUAUGUCGCUGAGCAGGCAGCCCGGCAGCCAGCCCGGUCAGAUGUUAGGCAUGCAAGGUAGCCUGCAGGGCGGCAUGCAGGGCGGCGGCAUGUCAACGGGUAUGUCCACGGGAAUGCUGCCUAGUGGUAUGGUGCCAAUGACCAGUGGCAUGAUGCCCAGCGGCAUGGUGCCGGUCAUGCAGGGCGGCAUGGUGCCGCAAGGAGGCCAGCAGGGCCUGGGCCACGGCGUCCAACCGCAGGGCCUGUACAGCAGCAGCAUGCAGCUUGGGCCCGGGGCCGGGCAGCAACAGGUCGGCGGGCUGCCAGGCGGGAGGCCCAUGAACAUGGCGGGAGGGCAGCAGUCGCACAUGCAGAUGGGCCAGCCCGGGGUCCAGCAGCAGCGGCUUGUGCAGCCGCCGCCAGGAAUGGGCUUCGUGCCGGCGCCCGGCACAGGAUUCGGCGGACCGGGCAUGCUGCCAGAUGGCGCGGGGUGAUUGGUGAACAUGACGCAGCUUCUCGAAGGAGCGUGUAAACUGUACCUCUACUUGGCGUAUUCUUGGCGUGUGUACUUUUGGGUGUGCGUGAAAGCAGGUGUGGGCUUCGGUUGUAAAUGUGUGCGGACGGAGUGGUGCCAUCCGCACCAAAGCAGCCGUUUUUGUUUCCAGCUAUUUAGAGUAGCAGACAAGAGCUCAGUUUGGGUUUAGAUGUAGGCUGCAAGGACUGUAGCGUGAUUGCCAAUGAGUGAGCACAAGAAGCAGGAAUCAGCAGUCAGGGCAGGCGAGAGAGUCUCGAGAUACGAGCGCACUGGACAGGACCAGGAAGUGUAGGACUUGCAUGCUUUAGGCCGUAGCUGGUGUUCCAUGUAAAGGCAGUCAGCGUGCAGCCGCGCACUGGGUGCCUGUAGCGAGUCGGUGUCUCGGUGAAUGCGCCACACGCGUUUGGCCUGCGCCUGAAUUUCGAACACCGCGAAUGGGGAACCUGGUGCGACCGAGGACGGCGAGAAGUAGCCACGAAGGCACAAAGUACAGGAACAGCCAAAGCGGCUGUGAGUUAGGAUCGGCCAAAGCGAAAUAGGACACAGCGUAUCUUUGAAAGUGACGGGACG